Thamnophis sirtalis is the source of this 16939-nucleotide messenger RNA. Lineage: Eukaryota; Metazoa; Chordata; Lepidosauria; Squamata; Natricidae. The record is from RefSeq and is a predicted model, not a curated record.
GCCUUCUUUUCUCAGCAAGGUGGCCUGGGUGAGCUUAACACUUGCUUACAAGCUUUGAAAGCAAUGAGUGAUAAAAUAACCAAAGUGGAAAAGGAGUCCAAAAUAAAGCUGCCAAUUGCCGAAUAUGAGCAAAAGAAAAAAGAACUUCAAAAAUGCGCAGCAACCAUUUACAACGAGCUGGUAUCUAGGACUGGCGAUGACCAUUCACCUGAGAAAGGAGAGUUUACACCUGUGUUAGUCAAUGAAGAGAGGGUAUCAUCUCAGAAUCCUGAAGCUGAAAAGGAUUCAGAAGAUGUUUCUUGUAUACAUUUGGAACCAGAAAAGGAGUUUCAAAACGGCAGACACCAGGCAGAAAAGUUGGAAAGUGAUAGAGACUUGGCUUUAAAAAAAUUAAAAGAAAGCUAUGACACAGCAAGACAUAAUCUGAAACUCCACCUAAAGAGCAUCAGGGAGACGAUAACUCCCUCUUUAACUGAUGAUGUGAGAAACAUUUCUUCCCUUCAGAAGAAAUUGCAAACACUGGAAGCUUUAGAUAGUAAAGGUGAUUCUUCCUGGAAACCUUUUGAUUCUGUGGCUUCACAGUUAGUGAAGUUCUCAUGUGAGAUGGACUUGGAGGAUUUGCACAAAGAAUGGGAUGAGCUGCAGUUUGCUUUAGAUAAAAGGAUGGAAUCUUUAAAGGCUGCUUUGGCCCUUGUUACGCCAAUUGAAAAUGAAUGGGUCUUACUCUGCAAAUCAGAAGAACAGCUUUGUAAAAGAGACAUUCCACGUUAUGUGAUGAGUAAAACUGAUCUUCUGUACAAGAAAGUGAAGAAAAUUCAGGCAUCUAUAUCAAAUUGUAUUGAACAAUGCAACAGCCAAGAACAAAAAAGCCCUGUAGGAUGGACAAUUGACCAAAGAGAUCGGCAGGCCAUUGGUUUAAUGAUGAGCGAGUAUAAAAUACGGUUAGAAAAACUGAGUCAAAAGAUACAAGCCAUUGAAACAGUUUUACAAGAUUUUGAAAGUUUUCUGGCUUCCCUGAGAUAUAGUCAAUGUUCUAUGGAUGCUUCUACAUCGCUGAGCUGGUCUCCACAGUCAAUGGAGGAGGUUUCUCACAUGGAGAAAGAGGCCAAAUCUCUAGAUGAGAAAUUUAAGCAGCUUCAUAUCUAUUUGGUAGAGGCUGAAAGCGGUAAAAAGAUGAGCUGUGAAGAGCUGGUAGCAGAUUUACUUGUAAAAGAAUGCCCCUCUAUUGGUUCUGAAGCAACUCAGAAUCAAAAGACUGAAGAAUUUUCCUCGAGGAAUAAUGAGCUACUUAAAAAUCUUCAAGAUAUAUAUGAUUCAAUCAGUGGGAUAGGCUUGAGGGACCCAACAAUUCCUGCUAUUUCACAAAGGUUGAAGUUGCUUGAUGAACUGUGGAAGAAGUUGGAUCGCUGUGCUCCAGAAAUGAAAGCCUUGAAUGAGAUUAGUCAAUUUUCCCAGUUGCCAAAAGCCCAGGAGAAUGAAGUCAGUCAGCAGUGGGGAUUUACCCAGGGCCUAUGGAAGAAGACUAAACUUGCCAUUACUGAAAAGCGUGACUACUGUAAAAGCACAAUGGAUCUCUUGAAGCAAUAUCAAAGCUGCAAAACCUAUUUGACUAGCAUUAUUCUGAAGCAAGAGAAUGCCCUAUCACAGCAAGCCUCUUACAUGGGAAAAGAAAACCUGCAGAAGAUAAUUGCUAAGGUCAACAUGGCAAAGGAGGAAUUUAACAGUUGCUCUGAAGAUGUUGAUAGAUUAAACCAAAUGUGCAAAAAUCUUCAGUCUCAAGUGAACAAAAUGAAGAGUUUUGAGGAGCCCCCAUUUGAGAAUGAGGCUAAUGCUAUAGUGGACCGAUGGCUGGAUAUCAAUGAGCGGACUGAAAGCUAUUGUGAAAACAUGGAAAGAGCUCUGGCUUUAUGGGACAGGCUUCUUAACAUAUCCAGUUUGAUUGAUGAAUGGUCAGAUACAGUUCAGAAGAACUUAGAAGAUGGGAACGUGACUGAAAAGGAAUUGGAAGAAUUGGAGGCUGAUGUCCUAUUCCAAGAAAAAAAGUUAGAGGAAUUUGAUACACAGGUGGAUGAAAUUCAGAAUCUUCUUAACAGCAGUGAACCCCCACUUGAACUACAGGUUAUUAAAUCUUCUCUUUUGAACAAAAUGGAGUUAAUAAGAAAGCAUUUACCAAAUAAGUCAGAACCCACCAAAGUCAAUGGCAGUACAACAGAGCUGAAAGGAGACCUUGAUCUUGCCAAGACUCAAAUUGGAAUGACAGAAUCUCUUCUGGAAGCUUUAUCUCCAUCUGAUCCUUUGGAGAUUUUUACAAAAUUGGAGGAAAUACAUCAGAAGAUUCUUCAUCAAAAACAACACGUCAAAUUGCUUCAGAAAGGGACAGGCUAUCUGAACCCUGAUGUUAUUGAAUUAAAGAAGCUGCUGACAAGUAUCACUGACUUAUUUAAUUCAAAAAAACAAAUAUUUCAGGAUCACUUUACAACUCUCUUGAACUACCAGUGUAAGAAUUUUGAUGAUUGGUUCAGCAAUGUCCAGAUCUCUCUGGAAGAGUGUUUUGGCUCCUUUGAAACAAAAGAGAUGGUGGAAAAGAAAAUUCAUCAACUAAUGAGUUUCCUAAAUUUUGAAGACAAAGGCAGUGAUAUUGAUGAGGUGAAGACUGUUCUGAACCAGGUGAAAAACUAUUUGCCCAAACAAAAUGUCCAUCAGUUGAGUAACUGGGUGAGGGACCAAGAAGUGGAAUUGCAAAGAGUAAUUUCCAAAUGUCAGGCACGAAAAAUUGAGCUUCACUACUUUCUUCAAGAGUUUGCUAGGCUUGAAAAGGACUUUAAGAGUCUGCAGAAGUGGCUAAGAACUCAAGAAGAAAAAUGGCAACAAGUUCAAAAAGAGAAGACAGAACUUGAACAUUUUUAUCAAAAUCUACUCAAAAAAAGGGAGCGGUUUGAUUCUUUUGAUUGCCGGGCAAAUUAUUUGAAAAACUCAGGAUUUUUCAUUGAUGAAGCAGUUCUAGAAUCUGCCCAGUUUGUCAGUAAAUACAAGAGGUUGGUUAAUCAUGUACAGAAAACCCUUGGAGUUUCUGAGAUGUAUUGUGUAGAAAGAAAGCACUUUGAAGAACUUGUCAGGAACAUGUUUUGCUGGGUGGAAAUUCUAAAAAAGCCUGUCUUGGAGAUGAGUUCUGAAGAAUCUGAGAUAUCAGUGGAAGAAAGAUUGCUCAAAAUCCAGGAGAUUGCUUUGUUGAAAGAGGAGGGCAGUGCUAAAUUGCAAACUAUCAUAGCUGUUGGAAAACAUUUGAAAUGCGACGAUAAGAGCAAGAACUUAGCUCUUGAGCAGAUAGUUUCUGAUGUCCAAAAGAAGUGGGACUCCACUGUUCAUCUGGUUAUUGGCUGUCUGAGGGAUCAGGAACAACUCCAGCAUCAAAUGGAACAAGUGAAGCAGACAGAAGAUGCCAUCAAAGUGUUGUUUUAUGAAGUGGAGAAGCAGAAGCAAGGAUUAAAUGUUGAUAUUCAUCCCAAUUCACAGCAAGUGCAAAGUCAGUUAAACAAUUAUUCUGCACUUCUGAAAGAAAUUGAAGGCCUAACACUUCUCUUCAAUGAACUAACAAAGCAACGCAGUUCUUUGGAGACAUGCACUAAUAGCUUCAGUGCAGAAUCAUUGAUGACUUUACAGCAUCUCUACAAAUGUCUUCUUUGCCGAUUACAGCAUGCAACGAAGCUCUUGGAAGGCUGUGUUGAGGGACACCAGCAGUGUGAAGAGUUGACUACACUUUUGAUGACUUCUCUAGAGGAACUGCGGGAGCCUGUGGGUACAGAGCAAAAUCAGGUACAGUAUAAUAUUCUUUGUCAAGUUGAAGACAGACUACAGGAUGUUGUUGCUCUAAUGGACUCCAUCAGUUUGGAACAGACUUCUAUGAAGGAUGAGAUAGAUGCACCCCAAAUUAAGCCGAAGCAUCUUAAAACUAAAUACGGACUUCAGCAUGAGACUGAGGACAUCCACACUGAUAUACUCAAACAGAAAAAAGAGAUGGAUAAUGAAACAACAAACAGAGAGAAACUGGUAAUUUCUAGCAUCCCCUUUGCUCCCCAAGAGGAAAAUUCCUUCAGAGUGAAAAAUCAGCUGGACAGAGAAGCUCCAGAUUUCUUUCCAGAAUGGUUGACACGUAAAGUGCAAUUACCAAGCUCCUUAGCACUUGUAUCUGAGGAGAGAGCAGCUGCAGUUACUGAGCAGGAAUUGAAAGGCAAUUUGAUGGAAGCCCACAAUUUCCAAAGUUCAGCAAGCCAGUGUGCAAAGCAGCAGCAGAAAUCAGAGCAAAUACUGGCGGAUGAUUAUCCCAAUGAAACUCCGCAACAGCAGCAUAGCUAUCAAAAGAAAUUGCAAGCAACAUAUGCCUGGUCAGAAAUGCCUCAAACCAUUUUGCCAUUAAUGAAUGGAAAGGUAAUGGAGGCUGACCCUACUCCUUUGUCCAUUAUACAUCCAUCUCCGGAAAGCAAGGGUUAUCUUGAAGACCAAACAAUUGUUGAGUAUGCAGAGCUGGAACAAAAGAUCAACAAAGUGAAAAUUUGGACUGCAGAGUUAGAUAUUGUAUUAAUGAAAGAUCAACUGAGAGAGAUAGAGGAUUUGUGUCUGCAUCUAGAAAAGAAGAAAGCUCAAGCUUUGUCAGUGUGGCCAGAACACUCAGUGGUGGCAGAAGGAAGUCAGCCAAACCACAAGGACGCCCACAGGGUGACCUCUUCCAGUUGGGACAGACUCCUGCAAGAAUUAAUGGCUGCUAAAGAGGCCAAGCAGAAUCAGUUUAAUUUAGUCAAUCGCUACCAUGAAUGUCUUGCUACUGUUCAGUCUUCAAUGAAACAUUUAUUAGCAGAAAAAGAAAACAUAUAUACGAGUAUUUCCGUAGAUUGCAAAAUAUUUUAUGUCAAAUCAAUGCAGUUACCUGUUUGGAUUUCCCAACAGGGUUAUCUUGAAGACCAAACAAUUGUUGAGUAUGCAGAGCUGGAACAAAAGAUCAACAAAGUGAAAAUUUGGACUGCAGAGUUAGAUAUUGUAUUAAUGAAAGAUCAACUGAGAGAGAUAGAGGAUUUGUGUCUGCAUCUAGAAAAGAAGAAAGCUCAAGCUUUGUCAGUGUGGCCAGAACACUCAGUGGUGGCAGAAGGAAGUCAGCCAAACCACAAGGACGCCCACAGGGUGACCUCUUCCAGUUGGGACAGACUCCUGCAAGAAUUAAUGGCUGCUAAAGAGGCCAAGCAGAAUCAGUUUAAUUUAGUCAAUCGCUACCAUGAAUGUCUUGCUACUGUUCAGUCUUCAAUGAAACAUUUAUUAGCAGAAAAAGAAAACAUAUAUACAAGGGGACCUGUAGAAGACACAGUUCUUCUAGAGAAUUUGAACAAAUUGUUGGCUUCUCUACAAAAAGAAAAUAGUUUUUUAGACAAGCUGAGAUCUGAACAAAAAAAUCUAUCUAGACAACUAUCCACUCUGGACAGAGAAUUAGUACAAAGUCAGGUGGAUCAAGCAGAGCAGUGGUGGAAACAAAUGGGGGACUGUCUUCAAAAGAAACAGUUCUGUGUUGCGGCAGAAGUGGACGAGUUUAAGCUUUUCAUGGACAAAGCACAGGAACUCCAAAUAUGUUUGCAACAGCAACAUGAUUUGCAAACAGGCCUGAGUGCUCCUGGUACAGAAGAGUGUCCCGGCCCUAUCUCGAUUCCUUUAGAACUGCGCAUCCUUAAGCGAAACAUUUCUUUGUUAAAAAGAAAUGCAGAUGUACAGAUGAAAAGAAUGUGGAGCAGUCCAGGAAAAAUAGCCUUAGAGAACACAAUAAAUGAUCUUCAGAGCCAGGUAGAAGAAUUGGAGCAAAUGACCCCUAAAGAGAAUGUCCAGAUAACUGGCGGUCAUCCCCAGACCUAUGAAAUAACAAAAGAGAUAGAAGAUGCCAUUUUGGGGAACAAAAUUUUAAUGCACCAUCUUGAUGAGAGGGCAGCACUCUUUCCAGAUGAUCUCCUCUCACAAAUUAAACGUUGCAAGGCUGUAAUCAGUGAUGCUAAAGAAAAAGAGCCAACUUUUAUAAGGCUAGCAGAUGAAGCCCAGCAUGUUGCUUCUCACAUGCCAUCCAAGGAGGAUUCUGCACUUAGCAUCCUUUCACAUGAGUUGCAAACUGGUUACCAAUUACUUAUUUUGAAAUCAUCUCAAAAGUUACAGCAGCUGGAAUCUCAGCUUGGAAAAAGAGAAAAACUUUUUGCAAAUGUAGAGAAAUUUGAAGCACAACUUCAAAAGAUCAUGGCAGCAUCUAGCUUAGAUAUUGAUAAAACAAAUAUAAAGUCUGAGUUUGACCACAUGCAGAAUCUUUUAGAAGAGACUCCCAAGAAGAUCCAAGAGAUGGAAGCCCUUGUAGAUGCAAACCGCAGAGAUUCAUCUGAAGGACUAAAUGCUUUUGAGCAGCUGUUUUUAAAUGAUUGUUUGAGAAGUCUGAGAAGUAGAGCACAAAGGGUCCAUAGGGUAAUUCAAAUUAAGGGUCGCUUAGUACAACACACAAUGGGUGCCUAUAAAAAAUUCUCAGAAGAGAUACAGGCCUUACAUCAGGAUCUUAGCAAUCUUCAUUUUGAUGAGCUGGAACUAAAUCCAGAAGAGUCACUCUCUAAGAAUCAAAUAAUAAAAGAUAAACUGAAUAUGUUUAAAGAGAGAACUUCAGCCAUCCAGUCACAUUUAUCAAACCUGGACCAAUACCAGGAGAUCUGGAAAUGGCUGGAUCCGAAGUGGGAUACAUCACCACUUGAUGAACUGAAAGAUCAGUUCUGCAAAGCAAAGGAUAACCUUGACAAGAGAGGUCAAUGUCUGAAGAAUUUUUUUGCAGAAUAUGAUAGGCAUCAAAUAGUCCUAAGUGAGAUUGAGGCUAUAGUAUCUAGCAUUCAGAAAGACUGUGGUGACUUGGAAGAUCUUACCAGUUCUACUCCUGAAGCCAAUCUGAUAUCAGGAAAAAAAUUGAUAUGGAGAGUUGAACAUGCCAAAUAUAUAACUCAAGAAGCAUUCAAGCUCUUCAAGAAAAAUAAGUCAUUUAGUGCCUCUCUCAAAAAGUCCAGCAUGAAGCAGAUAAAGACCUUAGAGACAAAAAUAGAUGGGCUGGAACAAAUGAUCUCUUCUAUCAUAGUAGCUAAUCAAGAAAUAUGCAAGCACAAACAAAGUUUCCAGAAGAAGAUGGGCCUCAGUUUAAGGACUUUAAAGCAAAUUCAGUCUGAGCUCCAGCAGCCUGUCCUACUUGACUUGAAAAUUCAAAUGAUUCCCUAUGAAAUGAUGUAUUGCAAAGUCCUUAAAGGUGCUAUAGAGGCAGAAAUUCAUGUUGCAGAAGAUAUAAUAACUAAAGAGAAAUCAUCUACAAAACAAACAUUUCUUCAUUCUGAGAGUUUAGAUAAAGAAAUAGAGGAAUUCCAAAAUCUGAAAAUACAACUGAAAACAGACUUUGCUAAACACACAGAAGCUUUAGAUGAAGCUUUUAAAAUGGUGAAGCUUUACAAUAAAGCUGUCGAAAAAUCUGCAGAUCUCCUCAGUCAGUGUGAAGCAUUUCUUUCUACUCCACUCCUUGAUUUACUUAAACUAGAAGAAUCUCAUCUUGACUUUGCCAAGAAACAAGAAGAAUCCGAGUCUGCAAAGGCUGAAGUAGAAGCAUUAACCGGUACUCUGAAAAAGUCAAUUAAAUCAAAAGCCAAACUGCAGGUGGAGAAAGUACUUGAUGAUCUAACUGCUAGGAAUUUCACAAUAAAAGAACAGACCCAAAAGAGAAAAUCUUACAUACAGAGGUAUAUGGAAAAAUAUCACAGUUUCAAAAACUCCAAAGAGAGGAUAUGUGUUGAGCUUAACAAUGCAGAAAAAGUGCUUUGGAAGUGUUUAUACUACAUUCCAGUAUCUUACAAAGAAUCUUUAGAGCAUUCAGAACAAAACAAGAUGCUGUUGUCCCAAUUACUAUCAACCAAAGAGGAGCUAAUGAAGUUAAGGCGAGAUUCACAGUCUCUAAGCUUGAUGUGCAAAGAAAAUGAUGGCGUGUUGAUUGUACCCAUUGUAUCAAUGUUGUGGCUGAAGUGGCUCUGUUUGUUCAAUAUCGCAAAAGAACGGGAAGGCAAAUGUGAAGAACAGAACCAAGAAUGGAAAUCUGUCAGUGAAGAAUUGGAACGAGAAACAAUCAUUCUAGACAGUCUUCAAGAAGAGCUGCCUGAGAGCCUCCAAGACAAACAGCAAGCAACCAAAGAAGAACUGGAAGAAUUUCUGGAAUCCACAAACAAUUAUAUAGAAAAUGUGGAUACUGAGAAAUUGUUGCUACGCUUAAUACUCUGCCGAUUAAGGGACAUUCUGAGUGUCCCUGGGAGUUUGUCUGGAAAGGAAAGCCUUCCUAUUGUCUGCGAAAUUCAAAACAUGCAGCAACGAACAGAAGAGCUCUGUCAAAAAGCUGAAACAGAAAAAGAGGCUGUGCAGUCUGAGAUGAUAUACCGGACCAAAAGCAGUGAAGAAUUGAAAGCUAUGAAGACUUCAUUUCAGGACAUCAUAUCCCAACUCCGUGACAUAGAUUUGGAAACCCCCAAUGAAAAGGCAUUGAAACUUGAGGGGAUUCAGAGAGUAGUUGACAGCAAGAAGCAAAUCGUAGACAACUUACAAAUCAAGUUCACUGAAAUAUAUAGAAUAGUUCCAGUUGGUAUUGAAGAGCAUUUGGAAGACUGCAAGAGAAUGUUACAUGACCUGGAAGAAAAGGUCAGCACAGAAUUCCUGAAAAAUUCCCCUCACUACAGGACAGAGAAAAAAAUAGAAGACAUUAACAAAGGUUUGCAAGCUGUUGAAAGCAUGUUACAUCAAAAGAGCGAGAACAUUGAAAAAGCAAAAGAAGUUCAGAAGAGAACCUGGGAUUUGCUAGAUCUUUGGCAUUAUAAAAUGAAUGAACUGGAUUCAGAGGUUCAAGAUAUAGUGGAGCAAGAUCCCCACCAGGCUCAAGAAUUGAUGGAUCGAUGGAUGAUACCUGUGCAACAAUACCAACAUGUUUCGCAGCAUGCUGAGCGUAGAACUUCAGACUUGAACAGGGCUGCUAGCAAGUUGGAAGAAUGCGAUGAGCUCUUGAAAAGCAUUCAGGUUUGGCUUGAAAAUACCAGCCGCCUAUUAACAGAGGAAGUGAAAAGUGACUCUGCAAAAACUUUGAAUAAACAUACCAGUGCGCUUGAGAUGGCAUUGGAAGAUUCAGAACAAAAGCAAAGUAUUCUUAGUGCAAUUUCCCCAGAACUGAAAGAAUUGUCCCCUUUAAUUGAAACUGACAGUACGGUGCAGGAAUUGACAGAAGUAAAUGAGCAAGUUAAAGCCUUACAGCAAAAGAUAAUGGAAAUUCUUCCAUGUAUCCAGCACUUGGCUGAUGAUGUUGAAGCUAUUGAAUCUGAAGUGAAAACAAUGGAGAAGGAUAUAGAAAAAAUAAAGACUAUAUUGUUCCCCUCUGAAGACACACUUGAUUUUUCUCCUAAGGAGCAUCUUAAACAUUGCAAGGUUAUAUUGGCCCACAUCUGCCCCAUGAAGAAGGCUUUGGCUGAAAUGCAAUCCUAUAAAGCAAAAUUGAGAUUGACUGACAUGAGAAUGCAACCUCUUUCAGUAUUCCAAAGAACUAAACAGCUUUUGAAAGAGCUGAAGGUUCUAGAAAGACUCACAGAGAAACAGAACACUCUACUUGAGCCAAUUGUAAAAGAGAUGGAAGAAUUCGAGCAACAAAUUGAAUUCCUAAAGCAAAGCCAAUUCCCAAAGAGUACUUUAGAUGAAUUGUCCACGGAAAAUCUGUGGCCUGUUCAAGACUCCACUUUCCUCAAGGAUGAGGAGGUGGAAAGAGUAAAGCAACAGAUUGCCCUAUUAUGCCAACAGAAAGAGGAUAUUCUAACAGCUAUGAAGAAUGCCUUGGUGGAACUUCAUCAGAAUCAAGAACCACCAGAAGCUGAGGACAGUGACGUAGAAUCACCAGAGGAAAAUGGAAGUGCUGUUGAGUUGCAGUCCAAAAAGCGAGGCUCCCUGGCUUUUCUACCUUCCUUGAUUGAGGAAGCAGAAGACAGUUCAUUCCACAAUGAGGAGAUGGAUACAAAGGACAUGUCCAGUGGAGAUCCUCCCACCAAGGGCAAACCUUCCAGCCAACUCACCAACCCUCCCGAGUGCUUAUGGAGAUCACUGAGCAACACAAAGGCAACCGAGGACACGGUUAAGUCUGACUCCGAGCCGGCUCAGGUCCUCCAUGUGUGCCAGGCUCAGAUUGCUGAGUUGGAGCUGUGGCUCGAUCAAGUGAAAGAGUCUCUAGGAUCAGAAGCCCAGAUCUGUCAAAUGCAGCAGUCGGUGGAGCAGCAUCUAGCUGCAUGCCAGGUGAUGUUAACAGAAAUUGAACAGAAAGUCGUGUGGCUAUUGGAGGAGUGCAAAAGCACGUCCACUACCAAUAGCUCAGGCCUCGAACAAGAAACAGAGAACCUUUCCUUGAACCUUAAAAACGUGAAGUGCAAGUUGGAAAAAGUCCAGCGCAUGCUCCAAGGGAAAUACACAGAAGAGCAGGUGAGCACUAAUGAAGAGGCCUCAGUCAACUUCCCACAGCCAUUUCAUUUGGAUUCCUCUAGUUCAUUUCCACAUGGGAUCUCAGAGAGACCAAAUGGUUUUCAGCAUAAACAGGAAUUGCUGCUAAAACUGUCUGAGCAAGACAAUCUCAUUGACUUCCUAGAAGUGUACAUGGAGAAAAUUCAGCCUCAACCUAAACCCAACACAGUUCUGGAAUUGCAAACAAGCAAUGAGACAGUCAGCUCAGGAAACGAGCCUCUUGGUUUGACUCCAAAGGACCAAACGGGUGAUAAGUGGCAAUAUUUACAAGAAGAACUGCUGCUCAAGAAGAAUGCUCCUCAUUGUCAAUUGGAUGAACUUCAAAUCUCUACCAAAAUAAAUAUUCUGUCCCUUGGUGCUACAUCAAGUGUGAGAACUCCGACCGUUGAGGAGCUAAAAACAUACACAGCACAGCUUGACAAUCUAAGCCAGGAAGCUUCUACUCAGGAAAAUGAAACAGGAGAAAAUGCAUUAAGUUUGGAUGGGAAACUCUUAGAGUUGUUUCUGGCAAUCAGCCACUGCCUGAACAACAUGGAGCAGAUGUUGGGCACCUGUGUACUCUCCAGUGAAGAAGCUCCUGUACAGCAAGUGCUUUAUGAGACUCUCUCUGCAGAACUACAGAAACUUCACACAGAUAUUGGAGAUAAGAAAGAUGAUCUUCUGAAGGCCAUCACCUCUGCCGGUGGGAAUUCUGAGAGAUUCUCCCAGUGUUUUAGCAACUUGCAGGCAUGGCUCCAAUUGACACAAACAGCUGCUGCCUCUAGAAGCGAGUCUAUGAAAACAGAAAUGGACCAUUACAUCAAUUAUCAGAAUGAAAUCAGGCACUUGUAUGAUGCAUUGAUUGAGAAAAAAUCCUCAUUGCAACAGUUUUUCAGUGAAAUGAGUGGGCAUAAUAUUUCUAAGCAAUUCCAGCAGAUGGAUAUCUUUGAAUUGGAAUUGCAAAAUUUCGAGACACAGGCAGCUAAACUAAGAGAUCGUGGAGAAAGAGUUCAUUUGCCAGUUGCUGUAACCCACGAUGUGAAUAAACUAGAGGAGGUGUUGGAUGACCUCUGGGAGUUCCUAAGAGUCAAACAGAAGGAACUAAGUUCUUCAUUGAUUAAGGAACAUCAGUGUGAAACUUUGUUACAAGGUUUUGCAGAGCUCAUAGAUCUUGGGGAAAAGAAACUUGUUUCAAAGCUGAAAAUUACCAGUCGGUCUGAUUUAGAAUUACAUUUGGAAAACCAUAAGAGCUUUUUCUGUAAACUGAACGGCCAUAUGCUUCUUGUACAAAAAGUGGCAGCUUCAAUAUUACAAAACAGGGAGAAAUACUGGAAGGAUAUGGUAGAGAAGAUCAAAUCAUUGGAAGAACAGGCUAUUCAACAAGGAACCCAUUGGGAAAAGGUUUUACAGGACUGGAUAGCAUUUGAUGAGAACUACGUUUCAUUCUGCCAAAAGCUGGAGGCUCUUUCACCCACAGUGCCUUUUGUGGCUUUAGUGGAAGAGACAGAAGAAAGAGUAAUGGAAAGGACUCAGCUCCUCCAGGAAAUCCAAAAGAACAUUGAAGGGGAACAGGCUAGAUAUUAUCUAAUAGUGAAAGAAGGAAAGAAUUUGACAGAACUUCUGAGCUGCCCAGAAUUGCAAUCCAAGAUUGAGAAGCUAGAACACCAGUGGGCAUCUUUUUCCCAAAGAGUUGACCAUGAACUACAAAGGCUUGAGACAUUGCACAAACUCUUGUCCAGUUACAACAAAGACUCAAAGGAGCUCAAUGUCUGGUUGAAAUCUGCUCAGCAAAAUGUGAACUAUUGGAAGGAGCAGUCUCUCAAUGCAUCUCAGGACCAGAAUACUGUCAGGAACCAUAUUCAGAGUUUGCUUGAAUUCUCUAAAGAAGUUGAUGAUAAAUCUUCUUUGAAAUCUUCUGUCAUAAGUACUGGAAAUCAGCUGUUGCUUAUUAAGGAAUCUGAUGAUGCAAAGUUCCGCUCAGCUUUGGCAGACUAUGAGCAGAGAUGGAACGACCUGGUUGUUCAAUUACCAGGCAUCCAAGAGAAGUUUCACCAGCUCCAGAUGGCAAAAUUGUCAUCUUAUGAAGCCAUCACAGAACUGAAUGCCUGGAUGAAUUGCAUAGAUCAGCAAAGAAGAGAUGAGGUUGCAAUUAAUUUGCAAAGUUCUGCCAGCUUGAAAGACCUUCUUAGGAGGUACAAGGAUUAUGUGAUGGAAAUGAACUUUAAACAAUGGAUAGUUGAUUAUGUGAACCAGUCACUACUACAGUUGACACCUUGCGAUGUUGAAAGCAAGCGUUACGAGAGGACGUCAUUUGCAGAAUGUCUCGGGGAAUUGAAUAUGAAUUGGCACCAUUUGCAAGGGACUCUGAAUGAAAAGGUGAUAGAAAAUCAGCUUGCUGUGAAGUCUAAGGAAGUGGAUCUACUUAAAAACAACCUCACAGCUUUAAAGGAUUGUGCUGAUGCUGCCAAGAAAGUAGGGUUCACAACCACCGAUUUGGCUGAAAUGAGAACUAGCAUUAUCAAUCAGGUUGCCCAGCUGAAGUCUUCUACAGAGUCUGCUUUAGAGUGCUGGAAGAGUUAUGAUGAAGCCUGGGAUGAUAUCAGGCUGUUGCUUGCAAAUACUGUGUAUUGCCUGGAGCAUAGCAAGAACCCUUUCAUUACAAUGAAGUCACUGAAAAAGCAAGUGGAAGAUCUCCAGUCUCUUCAAGAUAAAACUGAGGGAAACAAAGAAAUCUGGGCUAGACUCCAGACUGCUGUUGAUAACCUGAAGAAAGUGUGUGAUCCCUCAUUCUCAGAGAUUAUUGAACAAAAACACGAAGAGGCACGCACAAGGUGGAUAUUGACAAACAAAAAUAUUGAAGAGAAGCUACAGAAAGCUCAUGCGCAUUUGCACUUGUGGGAAUUCUAUACAGAGGUUUCAGCCAAACUAAACAAAUAUGAAGAACAGUAUGAUUCCCAGUUGAUGCCUGAUACACUUUCAAGCUGCACAAUGGAUUUUCUUAAGGAGAAGGCAGAGAAUAUAAAAAAACUGCAACUUGGCCUUCAAGACAUCAAAGAAUAUUAUCUUCAAGCUUCUGAAUCAGGGGAUAGUAUAACUCAGUUGGCUGAACCAGAAACACAGAGCCUUCUUCAACAGAAAGCCCAGCCACUUCAAAGGAUCUCCUCUCUGGAAAAGAUGCUACAGAUGAAAGCAGAUGUUUAUCAAUAUGGUCUUUUACAACUGGAGAAUUUUGGGAAUUCCUUGGAAAAACUGGAAAAUCAUGUUAAAGAUUCCACAGAAAUACUGGACAAUUUAUGUGAAAACAAUACAAAUUUGGAGUUCUUCAUGAGCCAGUUACUGAGUCUCACAUCUUUGUCUCCUGAAAUGGAGAGAUUGAAUGAAGUCAGCUUUAAAUUGCCACUCUGUGACUUCACUGUAAAGAGAUUACAAAACCUUAAUCGGCAGUGGACUCAGAAAACCGCUCUAGUUCUGGAGCAAUGCAGUAAACUGCAGAAGCAUCAAUCUGAUGACAAGAAAUUUCUUCAGAAAUGUCAGAAUUGGGUGCAGUUUCUAGAGAAAAUGAAAGAGAGCCUGAAAGAGAACUUGGCGGAUACACUUGAGAAGCUGCAAGAACAGCAGAAAGAAUAUGAGAUAUUACAAACAGAGAUUUCCAUUAAUCAGCAAAUUUUCAGUUGUCUUGGGUCAAAAGCUCUGAAUAUGUUGGAAUUGGGAGAAGCAGAAAACAGAACUGAGUUUAUCUCCAGGCUCACUCUGCUGAAGGAUCAGUGGCAGAGUGCAGUGCGGAUGGCUCAUCGGAAGAAGAGUGACAUUGACAGCCUUGUAAAGCAGUGGCAAAAAUUCACAACCUUACUGCAAGAUCUCACAAAAUUCCUCAUGGACACGAACAGCUACAUAGCUGCCGUGAAGAGCCAGGAGAAGUAUCCCUUGGAUCAAAUUAGGAACCUGAAUCACAAGUUGAAGAAUAAGGAAAUACUUCAAAAGAGGUGGCAAACCAGAUAUUCUUUAAUCUUGGAUAUUGGGGAAAAUUUACUUGGCAUGGUUGCCCCUGAAGCAAAGGCUGCCAUGCAGCUGGAGAUGAAUAAGUUGCGAACUAAUUGGGACAACACACAACUUCAGCUGGAGAAGAUUACCAAGCAGUUUCAGGGCACCAUACAGACGUGGGAGAACUGUGAAAGGCAAGUGAAGGACUUGGGCCAUGUUUUACUAGAGCUCAAAGGAAGCAUAAACAAACCUCUUCCUAUAGAACAUGAUGCAUUGCCAGCAACCUUGGAACAAAUAAAGGUACUGGAGAAAUCACUCACCAACUGGAGCCAAAAUGCAAAAGAACUUGAUGCACAAAAGGUGAAACUGGCUCAAUUUAUCCUCCCAGAAGAUGUGAUGCUAUUGAGAGACCAAAUUGAACGUUUGCACAGCCAGUGGGAAGAACUCUGCCUCGGAGUUUCUCUGCACAAGCAAGAUAUUGAGGAAGGACUCAAUGCCUGGAUUGUGUUCAAUGAAAAAAAUAAGGAACUAUGUACUUGGCUGAUGCAGAUGGAAGAAAAAGUCCCUCAGUCAGCAGAUAUCAGUGUUGAAGACAUGAUAGAGAAGCUGCAAAAGGAUUACAUGGAGGAAAUCAAUUUGUUUAAUGAAAGUCAAUUAGUUCACUUCAAGCAAAUGGGCAAUCAACUGAUCAAGUCUAGCAACCAAAGUAGAGGGGCUGAAAUUGAAGAGAAACUCAACAAAAUUAAUGACCGCUGGCAACACCUCCUUGAUAUCAUCGGAGGAAGAGUGAAGAAGUUGAAAGAUACCUUUGCUUUCAUACAACAGCUGGACAAAAACAUGAGUCAUCUUCAUACAUGGCUGGCACGCAUUGAAUUUGAGCUUUCUAAACCUAUUGUUUAUGACAUCUGUGAUGAUCAAGAAAUACAGAGGAGACUCGCAGAGCAGCAGGACCUGCAACGGGAUAUUGAACAGCACACAGCAGGUGUGGAAUCUGUCUUCAAUAUAUGUGAGAUCUUACUGCAUGAUUCUGAUGCCUGUGCCAAUGAGACCGAAUGUGAUUCAAUCCAGCAGACAACAAGGAGCUUAGAACGGCGGUGGAGAAACAUCUGUGCCAUGUCUAUAGAGAGGCGGAUGAAGAUUGAGGCAACGUGGCGACUAUGGCAAAAGUUUUUGGAAGAUUACUCUCGUUUUGAAGUUUGGCUGAAAACAGCAGAGAAAACUGCAGCUUAUCCUAACUCUUCAGAGAUUUUGUAUGUAACGGCCAAGGAAGAGUUGAAAAAAUUUGAAGCAUUUCAGCGGCAAAUUCAUGAGAGAUUAACCCAGCUAGAAUUAAUCAAUAAGCAAUAUCGGCGGUUGGCCCGUGAGAAUCGCACUGAUUCAGCUAACAAGCUCAAGCAGAUGGUUUAUGAGGGUAAUCACCGAUGGGACAAUCUUCAGAAACGUGUCACAGCAAUUCUCAGGAGACUUAAGCACUUUACCAGUCAAUGGGAGGAAUUUAUGGGAACAAAGGACAACAUCAUCCUGGUGUGGUUAACAGAAAUGGAUCUUCAGCUGACAAAUGUGGAACAUUUCUCAAAGAGUGAUUUCGAUGACAAAAUGCGGCAGCUUAAUGGUUUCCAGAGGGAAAUAAUGCUAAAUACCAGUAAGAUUGAACAGUUGAUUGCUUCUGGAUUACAUCUGAUUAAAAAAAGUGAACCAGAGGAUGCCAUUAUACUCGAAGAGGAACUAGAAGAAUUUUGUAAUUAUUGCCAGGAAGUGUUUGGCCGAGUAGCCCGAUUCCAUCAAAGACUGACAUCCUGGCAUCCAGGACUGGAAGAUGAAAAAGAGUCUUCGGAGAAUGAAGCUGAUUCAGACCAUGCAAGAGGGAUGCAAACUGAUCCUUGGCCAAAGAAGACAGUUCAGGAGGGGCCACCAUCACAGCAGUCUCUCUGUCACCUCAUACCUACUUCAGGUGGUCCCGAGAGGUCAGGCUGUGAGACGCCUGUCAGCGUUGAUUCCAUUCCACUGGAGUGGGACCACACCGGAGAUGUGGGAGGCUCUUCCUCCCCUGAGGAUGAGGAAGAAGAUUCAUUCUUCAGUGCACUCUCAGAUGUAGAAAUCACUGAACAUCCUGAGGCAUAUCUUAAAAUGACCACAAAAGCUUUGAAAGCAGCUUCUGGGAAAUCUUUUGAAACUCACUUAUGGCAUCCCUCAGAGCACCCAGUUUGCCGAAAGCAUUCAUACAACCAGGAAGAGAUGGUUAGAAGUGUCUUAUCAAGCAACGAAGAUUCCAGCACAUCCUACAAAGCAGGCAAUGUGAAACCAUUGAACACUAGGAGUAUGGAUGACAUAAAAGACAUUUCCAGGACCUUGCCUACUAAAGAUUCUCAAGAUAGCCAGGACUUCAUUAGUGUUUCAGCCAUAGAGAAACAGCCAG